AUGUCGGUGAGGGUGCGGUUCCUGUCCUCUGGGGACCCUGGGGCCGUGGGGGUCGUGGGCCGGAGCGCCUCCUUUGCGGGCUUCAGCAGCGUGCAGAGCAGGAGGAUCGCGAGGUCCAUCCACAGGAACUCCGUGAGGCCACGAACGCCUGCCAAGUCCUCCAGGAUGUAUGGCACGCUGAGGAAGGGGCCCGUCUGUCCAGACCCCCGGCCGCAGCAAGUGAAGAAGAUCUUUGAAGCUCUGAAGAGAGGCCUCAAGGAGUCUCUGUGUGUCCAGCAGGCCGAGCUGGAUUACCUGUCUGGACGCCACAAGGACACCCGCAGGAAUUCCAGGCUGGCUUUCUACUACGACCUGGACAAGCAAACGCGCUCUGUGGAGAGGCACAUUCGGAAGAUGGAGUUCCACAUCAGCAAGGUGGACGAGCUGUACGAGGGCUACUGCAUCCAGUGCCGCCUGCGAGACGGCGCCUCCAACAUGCAGCGGGCUUUCUCCAGGGGCCCGCCCAGCCGCGCCUCCCGCGAGAGCCUGCAGGAGCUGGGCCGCAGCCUGCAGGAGUGCACGGAGGACAUGUGGCUCAUCGAGGGGGCCCUGGAGGUUCACCUGGGCGAGUUCCACGUCAGGAUGAAAGGCUUGGUGGGCUACGCACGCCUCUGUCCCGGAGACCAGUACGAGGUGCUCAUGCGCCUGGGCCGCCAGCGCUGGAGGCUCAAGGGCCGGAUUGAGUCCGACGACAGCCAGACCUGGGAUGAGGAGGAGCGGGCCUUCACCCCCACCCUGCACGAGAACUUCGAGAUCAAGGUGACCGAGCUGCGGGGCCUGAGCUCCCUGGCGGUGGGCACGGUGGCGUGCGACAUCACCGACUUCUUCCUGACCCGGCCGCAGGUCAUCGUGGUGGACAUCACCGAGCUGGGCACCAUCAAGCUGCAGCUGGAGGUGCUGUGGAACCCGUUUGACACCGAGAGCUGCCUGGUGUCGCCCGGGCCCACAGGCAAGUUCUCCAUGGGCAGCCGGAAGGGCUCCUUGUACAACUGGACACCCCCAAGCACCCCCAGCUUCCGGGAGAGGUACUACCUGUCUGUCUUGCAGCCUCCAGCACAGCAGAACUUGCUGCUGGGAGGCCCGAAGGCCUCCCUCCUCAGCUACCUGUCCACCAGUGACCUUCAGGGCCCCAGCCUGCGGAGCCAGAGUCAGGAGCUGCCUGAGAUGGAUUCCUUCAGCUCUGAGGACCCCCGAGACGCUGAGACCAGCACAACGGCAUCUACCUCUGAUGUGGGGUUCCUGCCCUCGGCCCUUGGCCCCAACACUUCCAUUGAAGAGGAGACCCCAGAGGACCCCCCACCCCUGGGCCUGCUGCCAGAGCUCACCCACCUGGCGGGAAACUCACUUGUGGAGCAGCCCAGCUGGAGGAAUUUGGGCAUGGAGCGCCCCAACCUGCCCCAGGGCACCCCAUUCCAUGGCCGCCCACUCUCUGGUGGCCAGAAAGGCCAUGAUGACGAAGAACCCGAGGACGGGGUGCAAGGGCUUGGGGCAACCCUUGAGCGGCCCCUGCAGGAGGUUCUGGAUUUACUGAGGUCCUCGGACCUUGCCCAGUCCCAGCUCCGGGAGCUGGAGCGCCAGGUCCUUGGCUUCAGGAACCGGCUGAAGCCCCGCGCCGCACCCCCGGAGCGCGCCUCUGCCGAGAGCUUGAUGGAAUGCAUCCUGGAGAGCUUCGCCUUCCUCAACGCCGACCUCGCCCCGCACGAGCUGUCCCUGUUUGGGGGCUCCCAAGGUCCCCGGAAGGACAGGACCCCACCCCCACCGCCAGAGCUGACUGCCCCCGGGGAGCUCGUCGCAGACACCCCCGAGCUAGACACGCUGCUCACCACCCACCUGCAAGUCUGCAGAGCUCUGAUGCAGAAACUGGCCUCGCCCAGCUUGUCACGGAUAGUGCGGGAAUGCCUUCUGGAAGAGGCAGGGCAGCAGACGCAGGUUCUGGAGACGCUCUCCGGGCUUGAUUUUGAGAAGGCCAGCCAGGCGAAGUCCAUUGAAGAGGUCGUCCCGCAGGCCACGCGGAGGAAGGGGUGCCUGAAGCUGUGGAGGGGGUGCACGCAGCCCGGCAGGGUCCUGUCCUGCCCAGCCACCACGCUGCUGAGUCAGCUCAAGAAAACCUUCCUGCACAGAGUCCGAGGGAAGCACCCGGGGCAGCUGGAGAUCGCGUGUCACAGGCUACUGGAACAGCUGCUCAGCUGCAGCGGGCUGCUCCCCGGGUCCGGGCCGCCCGAAGAACAGACGGUCACCUGGUUCCAGUUUCACGGCUACCUGCAGAGGCAUGGCGUUUCUGACCUGGAGAAGCACUUCGCCCAGCUCACCAAGGAAGUGACACUGGCGGAGGAGCUGCAGUGCCCGGGGCGGCUCAAGACCAUCAGGAAGCUGCAGGGGAAGAGGCUGGACCAGCUCCAGCCCCUGCCCCAGACGUUGAGCGCCUGGGCACUGCUCCAGCUGGAUGGGACCCCACGGGCCUGCAGGGCGGCCAGCACGCGUCUGACCUGUGCAGCCGGGAACAGGAGCUUUCGAGAAAAGGCUCUGCUCUUCUACACGGACGCCCUGAGCGGGAAGGACGCCAGGCUCCAGCAAGCCGCUUGUGUGGCGCUCAAACACCUCAGGGGCAUCGAAAGCAUCGAUCAGAUCGCCAGCCUGUGCCAGUCUGACCUGGAGUCCGUGCGGGCAGCAGCUCGGGACGCCACGCUGUCCUUUGGUGAGAAGGGACGCUUGGCUUUCGAGAAGAUGGACAAACUCUGCUCAGAACAAAGAGAAGCCUUCUGCCCGGAGCCAGAUGUUGAAAUCACAGUAUUUUAAAAAUCCUGAGCUGACUGACGUGCCUGAAUCUGGCGUUUUUGCUGCUGUUCAGCUUUGACAGGGCCUGAGCUCCGGGUCGGGGUGCGCUGAGCAGCCCCAACACAAGUGUUCGUGGGCCAGAGAUCGUGACUCCAACAAGCCACGGGCUUCUGCUUCGAGACCCACCUCCCUGGGGCGGAGCUGGGGUGGCCCAGUCGGCCACAGGCGCGGAGGGCCCAGGCUGAGGCCUGAAUGGAACAGCCAGAACGCGGGGCUGCGUACACGGCAGCUGGC
This is a messenger RNA of Condylura cristata (star-nosed mole), 3108 nucleotides long. It is a transcript of the gene RIPOR3, whose product is annotated as family with sequence similarity 65, member C. Bases 1 to 2835 code for a protein of 944 amino acids. The record is from RefSeq and is a predicted model, not a curated record. The transcript is spliced from 21 exons. NCBI's taxonomy places the organism in Eukaryota, Metazoa, Chordata, Mammalia, Eulipotyphla, Talpidae.